AUGGAAACAGGAACAGCCUGGGGAAAAGCUGGUCCACAUAACCUGCGUGAACAAAGAGUUUGGCCUCCUCCCGAAAGUGAAAUUCGCAAAGGCGCUUUUACAGGUACUCGUCUUACAGCUGUUCAGUGGCCUCCCCCUGAAUUUGAACAACAAGAACAGCAAGAUAUCGAAGUCCUUCAAACUCGAUUGCCCGUAAAACCAAAUCAACGCCAGUGGCCACCACCACCACCCGAAUUCAGACGUGAGUGUUGUCUGCUCAUUUUUUUUUUUUUUUUUAAGCAGGAAAGCAGCGGCAUGUAG
Messenger RNA from Gongylonema pulchrum, 300 nucleotides. Lineage: Eukaryota; Metazoa; Nematoda; Chromadorea; Rhabditida; Gongylonematidae. The record is from the annotation of a GenBank genome assembly.